Eremothecium gossypii ATCC 10895 is the source of this 3294-nucleotide messenger RNA. It is a transcript of the gene SMC5, whose product is annotated as DNA repair ATPase SMC5. The transcript has a single exon. Gene Ontology annotation, molecular function: ATP hydrolysis activity; ATP binding. Gene Ontology annotation, cellular component: Smc5-Smc6 complex. Gene Ontology annotation, biological process: double-strand break repair via homologous recombination. The coding region runs from base 1 to 3294 and encodes 1097 amino acids. NCBI's taxonomy places the organism in Eukaryota, Fungi, Ascomycota, Saccharomycetes, Saccharomycetales, Saccharomycetaceae. The record is from RefSeq and is marked provisional.
AUGGCCUCGACUGUUGAUCUAGGGCGCUCUCUGCGUCAACGUGAUGAUGAUCAGGAUGGUGAUUUGGCUUCACUGGCGGGCCAUAAGAGGUUGAGGCGCAACACAGUACAAUAUGCCCACUUCCAAGAAGGGGCCAUUGUCAGUAUCCGACUGACGAACUUUGUUACAUAUUCGCUGGCGGAGUUCCACAUGUCUCCCUCGCUGAAUAUGAUUAUAGGGCCCAAUGGAUCGGGUAAGUCAACGUUCGUAUGUGCUAUCUGUCUAGGCUUGGCGGGGAAACCCGAAUACAUCGGCCGCGCGAAGCGGGUCGAAGACUUCAUCAAGAACGGGACAGCGGAAAGCACGAUUGAGAUACAGCUACGCAAUAGCAGGAACGUGAGUGGGUUGCCGAUGAUCAGUGCGGAGGACGAGGCGAUUAAUGUGCGGACGGUUCUAAUGAAAGCUCGGCGCAAAUGCGCGUACUACAUUAAUGGGGAGCCUGUCAGUGAGAAUCAGAUGCGUGCUCUUGUUUCGAUGCUUAAUAUACAGCUGGAUAACUUAUGCCAAUUUUUGUCACAGGAGCGUGUGGAGGAAUUUGCCAGACUCAAGGCGGACAAGCUCCUGGAGCAGACAGUGCGCUCCGUAGAUGCUUCGUUGCUGGGCCUUUUGGAGCAGUUAAAGACCAGCCAGCAGGAGGAGCUUAGCCUGAACCGCGAAGUUGAAUUGGGGCAGAAGAAGCUGGAAAAGCUGAUGACACAUAAGGAAUCGCUCGAGAACCAGGUCCGUGCGCUGGAAGAGUACGAGCGGAAAAAGGAGGAGAUAGAUAUUCACAAGCGGCUUCUACCAUACGUAAGAGUGAAGAACCACAAGAGGCAGCUUAAGGACCUUAAAUCCGAAUACGAGCGUGUGAAACAAGAAUUAAAGGAAUUUUUAAAGGACAAGAAACCGUUCAAGAUAGCCAGUAAUGCGCUAUUGUCGGAGGUAGAAAAUUCGCAGCGCCAGAAGCAAGGCAAGGAGAGCGAAUAUAUUCAGGUCAAGAGUACUCAGCGCUCACUUAUUGAAGAGCUAGGGAAACAGCGUACAGAAGUCGAAGAUCUAAAAAAGAAAGUGACAUAUUAUAGGACGCGGCGCGAAAACAUACGCCGCAAGGUGGAAAAGGCAGAGCAGGACAUUGCGUCAAGACAACAACUGUUGGGAUCGCUGGUGCUGCCGACGCAAGAGGAGAUGGACAAUUAUGAGCAGCAGCGUGUGGACCUUUAUGAACAGGAAUCUGCAUUUGAGCAGAAGGUGGAAGAAAUGGAUUCCAAAGUCAGAGCCUUGAAUAGAGAACUAACCACCAUUAAAUCCAAGCUUGAGCGUCGAAAGAAAGAACUGGCUUCUAAUGACAGUCUAAACGCACUUCGUGGACAGACUGGGCGACUGGAAGAAGUGAAGAAAGCGUGUGAAUUUGUACGUAUACACCCAGAGAUGAAGGGCAAAGUACUGGAACCACCUAUAGUUGCUAUAAAGGCUCCUAAUGAGCGAAUUGCAUCUUACCUUACAACUUGUAUCGAUUGGCAUACCUCCAUUUCUUUGACUAUGGUUGAUUCUGCAUCUUACAGAGAGUUUAACGACACGAUCCUCAAAAACUUCCAAGUUAAUCUGAGAGAGCUCGCGAACACUGAAACUUCUUAUCCAUACCCGUUAGAAUAUAUCAGACAGCUUGGCUUUGAUUGUUACCUAAGUGAUUUUGUUACCGGUGAUCCGGCCGUUCUACAGAUGCUAAAAGAACAACAAAGAAUACAUACGAUACCUGUUUCAACAAGGAAUCUGGAUACCAGGAUUAUAGACGAUCUACGGACACCUGAUAAGCAAGGCCGGCUAAAAUUCAGAAGGGUUAUAGCAGGCGACUAUGUAUAUGAUUUCAAGCGGUCGCGGUAUGGAAAUAAGCAAAUAUUCUCCACCGAUGUUCAGGUCAAGAAAGCUCAAUUUUACAUUGAAGGAGGCAUGUCGGAUGGUAUGAAACAAAAUAUUGAACGCGAACUGCACGAACUUAGAGAGAGAUACCGGAACAUUCAAAAGGAAGUAGAGUCUACCGCUCAGCAAAAAAAGCAGUUCCAUAUUCCGUUAGCAGAGGUCCAGAGGAAGUUGCAGGACCUCCAAAAGGCAAUACAUGAGCAGAAUCACAAACGUAUCAUACAGUCCAGGACGAUGAGCGAAAUUCAGAAUAUAGAACAAAAAUUGGAGGAGUUCCGGAGAGAUAUGAAUAAGGAUGUCUCAGAAGCCAUCUCUAACUGUGAAGCCCAAAUCCAAUCCAAUUUAAUAUCGCAGGGAGAACAACUGCGGCUAAUCGUGAUGAAUCUUUCCCGUCUUCAAGAGGCCCAAGAGUCCGUCGUCCGGAUGGGCAUAAAGCACAUAGAACUGAGAAACAGGGAACGCUCAUUAAAUGAGGUCAUCGGCUUCUUUAAUGCUAAAGAAGAAGAGCUCAGAGGAAAGUACGACGAAGCAAAAAAGGCAUACGCAGAGGUUAAGGAUACGGCGGAAUUCCAAGCUUGGAUGAAAGAAAUACGGUCGUAUACAGACACCGAACGAGAUGAGCUAUCCGUAUGGGCCAAUAAGUACGAGGAACAGAACACUUUUACCCUCGAAAAUAUACUGGAAACUAUCGCAAAACUAGAGACAGAGAUACAGAUGAUAAAUCACGACGAGUCGUCCGUUACUAUUCUGCGGCAGACAGUCACUGACAUAAAAGGCCUCCAAGCAAAGCUCCCUACGCAAAUGGAGAGGCUCGGGCUGCUAAGACGCGGGAUGCUUGAUAUGCGAAAUAAUCUGGAGCCCCGUCUUGACGAGCUAGUCGAGAACAUCUCCCAACGCUUCCGGAAGCUAUUUUCGAACGUUGGUAGCGCAGGAGAGAUCUGUCUUCUAAAGCCAGAUCUUUAUUCCGAGUGGAAGAUCGAGAUCCGUGUCAAGUUUAGGGAUGUUGCAGAGCUCAAGAAGCUUGAUUCCCAUACCCAGUCAGGUGGAGAAAGGGCUGUAUCAACUGUCCUUUACAUGAUAGCUCUGCAACAUUUCACAAACGCCCCUUUCAGGGUAGUAGAUGAAAUUAAUCAAGGGAUGGACACAAGAAAUGAACGUAUUGUUCAUAAAGCGAUGGUGGAAAACGCAUGUGCCGAGAACACCUCGCAGUACUUUCUCAUAACGCCUAAGUUACUUACAAACCUCCACUACCAUGAAAGAAUGAGAAUACACUGCGUCUUCGCUGGCUCUUGGAUUCCUGAUCCUGCUGAAAGGGAGGAAAUGGUUCAUUACGGCGAACUAACCAGUUAUAAGUUAUAA